CUGGUUACGGUCGCUAAGCAAAUCUGCUGCGAAAACAAUUGGGAGAUGCUAAGGAGAGGAGAGUGCUGAGAGCACCCAGCAGCACCCACCAAACCCCUGAGCCUGGAUUAGAUUUUCUCAAGUCAGCACAGUGUAAAGAGUAGAAUUCAAGAUGCCUCUCAGACGUUCUACAUCCAGUGCCCGAACUGACAGCAGUGAUGUUGACGUAGAAGGAAUAGACAGCGAACUGGCCAAAUUGCAGCGCAUGUUUCGCCUAAAGGAGGUAGUGCAUCAAGAAUUUACUACCAAGGAAAAGCAGAAAAUCAGGAGACAAGAAAAAACUAUAGAUGCCCUGGAAAAAGAGCAAGAAGAGCUUCUAAAGAAUCUAUCAGUCUCCGAAAGUCGGAGAAACCAGAUGCGAGACCAAGGGAGCAAAGCGAAGCUGCAUUUUUUGCUAGAGCAAAAAGGGGAGCUGGAUGAGCAACUUGCAGAAGAGAAGCAAACAAUUGCAAAUAUGGAACAAGAGCUAAAAGUUUUGGAAAAGAAAUUGUCUCAGCUAAGAAAACAUGGAAGAGUUUCUUCUGGGACCACUCAGAAAACUGCUGGAACACAUGUAAAAGUCAUGGAGAAUAGACUGGACAGGGCUGUAACUCGAUUCAAUUCUCAACUUUCAAAAAACGCCAAAAUGCGAGAGGAAAUCGAAAUUCUACGAAUUGAGAAAUCGCGCUUUGAACAGCUGUAUAAAAGACUAGAGAAGGAAUUACUCCAGACCAGAAAGGAGAUAGGGGCUGUGAUCGACGACUCAUCUUCCGCAUACGAUGCCAGAGACGAAGCUCAGACGAAAAUGUUGCAACUCAGGGAAAAGGCUGAGAAAGAUCUGAACCAGCACACAGCCGAAAUCAAGGAACUCCAACGCGUUAUAGAUCAUGACCGGAAACUGAAGGAGUUCAUGGGAGCAAAGACUCAGGAGCGUGCUGUCAGUGAGGAGGUUCUCAAUGCAAGACGCAAGAGAGAGAAAGAUGAAUUGGAGAAGAAGAAGAGAGACCCAACAGAAGAAACCCCAGAGACAUAUGAACAGGCUUUCCAGCAAAUUCAGGCUGUCACUGGGGAGGACAACCUAGACAUCCUUGUGACCAGGUUCAUUGAAGUGGAAGACCGAAAUUUUGCCUUAUUCAAUUUCGUCAAUGAACAGAACAACAAGAUUGAAAGGCUGAUGGAAGACAUUGCAGAGAUCAACAAAGAAAUUGAAGAAUUCCAAGCCCAAGGAGUGCGCCUGGAUAAGGAACACCAGACAAUCCUAAGGAGCAUAGAACGCAAGCAAGACGAGGCCAUGCUGCAAGCUGAUGGCUACCAGCAACAGCUAAAGAGUGUCAUGAAAAUAUUAGACCAGUUGAAAACAGGAAUUGAUUCCUUAUUCAAGAAGAUAAAUUGUGACCACUCAGUCCUGGAUGAAAUGUUGGGUUCCUCUUCCAGCAUCCGCGAGACAAACAUAAUGCAGUACCUUGGUCUCAUUGAGCAGAAAACUAAUGAGCUUCUGGCCGCUCAGUCCUUCCUAGACUCAAAGAACUACGACAAGCCGUACGAUCCCCAGGAAACCGCCCAAUUUCUCCUGGGACCACUAACAGACAUGCCGCCGCCGGUCUAUCAGAUAAAGCCACCUACAACCGGGGAGGAUCAUGACAGCGACAUGGAAUUCCCAUCAGCGGAGGAGGAAGAGAGACCCCUAACACACACAGAGCUCCGCGAGAGAAUCAUGAAGGGGGUGCUGAAAAAGGAACAAAAGGCAACAAAAAAAUCCAACUCCAAUGAAGCUGGCAUCGUUAAGAUGGCAUCCACUACCAAGAAAUAAUAACUGGGCGAUGAACUGGCACUGAAAAUGGGUUCCUUUCCCACCGCUGUUGACCAGAUAACCAGAAUAUAGUUUGUUAAAUCUGUUUAAAUACCUCUGUUAGUUAAGAAGAGUCAGUAAUUGGGGUUACUUCCUAUUCCCUCAAUGGUUUAUUUUAUGUUAAUAAAUACAGUAAGAAAAAACAAUA
Xenopus tropicalis (tropical clawed frog) is the source of this 2015-nucleotide messenger RNA. RefSeq names its product outer dynein arm docking complex subunit 1 (gene odad1). The transcript has 15 exons. The record is from RefSeq and is a predicted model, not a curated record. Lineage: Eukaryota; Metazoa; Chordata; Amphibia; Anura; Pipidae. Bases 152 to 1828 code for a protein of 558 amino acids.